Molecule: messenger RNA, 511 nt
Organism: Drosophila suzukii
Lineage: Eukaryota; Metazoa; Arthropoda; Insecta; Diptera; Drosophilidae
Source: RefSeq, a predicted model, not a curated record
GGUUGAUAACCAAACCAAAAUGAAAAUGAUUGAAAACUUAGACAGGGACAAGAGGUCAGAUGUUGGCAAACGCUAUAUUCCAUCAAAGGAAGAAAUGUCCCAAACGUUGUUUGAUAAAACGCUGGAUGAUUUUGUAUCGGAGAAGAGCAAACAAUUUCUAACUCGACUGCAGAUUGACGACAGUUUUCUUCAGGAAGAUAUAUCUUCUUGGGAUGAUAAUGCUGCUUUUCUGAAAGCUAAAAGUAGGAUAAGUCGGUUGAAGGUUGUAAAUGACACUGCUGAGAGGGCUGUCAAAUUAAUGCAAGAUUUUCAAGGACUUAUCACGGCGGAAGAAGAACAAAAACAAUACCUGUUGCGCUGUGUCAACGAACAUAGACAUUUAUAUCCGGACUGUAAAAAAACCACACUAAAUAGAAGUUACCCUGCCUGAUUGUUAUUAUUUUAUGUGUUUAAAUAAAUAUAAAUAUUACAAUAAAUUCAUUUUCCAUUUUAUUCACUUCAUUAAUUUCAU